Ochotona curzoniae (black-lipped pika) is the source of this 741-nucleotide messenger RNA. Its product is annotated as asialoglycoprotein receptor 1-like. NCBI's taxonomy places the organism in Eukaryota, Metazoa, Chordata, Mammalia, Lagomorpha, Ochotonidae. The transcript is spliced from 7 exons. Gene Ontology annotation, molecular function: signaling receptor activity. The record is from RefSeq and is a predicted model, not a curated record. Bases 1 to 741 code for a protein of 246 amino acids.
AUGACUAAGGAGUAUCAAGACCUCCAGCAUCUGGACAAUGAGGAGGGCGACCCACGCCAGCUCAGGAAAGACUCCCAGCUACAGGAGGAGCUGCGGGCCCUGCGGGAGACCUUCAGCAACUUCACAGCCAGCACCGGGGCCGAGGUCACGGCCCUGAGUACCAAGGGAGACAGUGUGGGUAAAAAGAUGAAGUCGCUGGAGUCCGAGCUGGAGAAGCUGCAGCAGGACCUGCACGAAGAUCACUCCAGUCUGCUACUGCACGUGAAACAGUUUGUGUCCGACCUGCGCAGCCUCAGCUGUCAGAUGGCCACGCUGCAGGGCAAUGGCUCCCAGCACAGCUGCUGCCCCGUCAACUGGGUGGAGUACGAGGGCGGCUGCUACUGGUUCUCGCGCACCGGGAAACCGUGGCCAGAGGCGGACAGGUACUGUCAGCUGGAGAACGCGCACCUGGUCGUGGUCACCUCCCGCGCCGAGCAGAAGUUCAUCGAGCACCACAUUGGCUUCCUGAACACCUGGAUGGGCCUGUCCGACCCAGAAGGGUCCUGGAAGUGGGUGGACGGCUCCAGCUACGAGUUGGGAUACAAGAACUGGCGGCCAGGCCAGCCAGACGACUGGUCGGGGCACGGUCUCGGAGGGGGCGAGGACUGCGCGCACUUCACCAACGAUGGCCGCUGGAACGACGACGUAUGCCAGAGACCCUACCGCUGGGUCUGUGAGACAGAGCUGGGCCGGCCUGGCUAG